Messenger RNA from Eurytemora carolleeae, 457 nucleotides. Its product is annotated as INO80 complex subunit C-like. Bases 39 to 410 code for a protein of 123 amino acids. Gene Ontology annotation, biological process: chromatin remodeling. The transcript has 4 exons. NCBI's taxonomy places the organism in Eukaryota, Metazoa, Arthropoda, Copepoda, Calanoida, Temoridae. The record is from RefSeq and is a predicted model, not a curated record. Gene Ontology annotation, cellular component: Ino80 complex.
UGUAAAAUUUGCAUUUUCAGAUAAGAUGUGCUCUAAGGAUGCCCGUUGAAGAGGAGAAAGUUGGAAGCUACAAACCGCCAUCGUAUCCUUUUAAAAAUAAUCAGUUUAAACACAGCAAUAUAUCAAACGGGAAGAAAAAACCUUGGAAAACUUUGAAACAAAUUUUAGCUCAGGAGCAAACCCUUUCUUGGCCUGAAACUGCAGUAACCUACUCAUCCCUUGAUGCACCUCCAUCUUUUAAACCUUCUAAAAAGUAUUCAGAUCUUAGUGGAUUAGAAGCUGUAUAUACGGACCCCCAGACCAGAUUGAAUUAUAGCAACGCAGAAGAAUUUCAAGAAAUUAGGAGACUUCCAAGUGAUAUUGUUCAAGGUUAUCUGAGUCUGCGGAAAGCUAAUACACUUCUUCAGUAAGAUCACCCUCAUUCUGCUUUCAACAUUGAUAAGCUAAUCAAUAAUCA